This is a messenger RNA of Antechinus flavipes (yellow-footed antechinus), 3228 nucleotides long. It is a transcript of the gene GATA1, whose product is annotated as GATA binding protein 1. Gene Ontology annotation, biological process: positive regulation of transcription by RNA polymerase II; negative regulation of transcription by RNA polymerase II; cell fate commitment. The record is from RefSeq and is a predicted model, not a curated record. The transcript is spliced from 4 exons. Gene Ontology annotation, molecular function: zinc ion binding; RNA polymerase II cis-regulatory region sequence-specific DNA binding; DNA-binding transcription factor activity, RNA polymerase II-specific. Bases 2092 to 3063 code for a protein of 323 amino acids. NCBI's taxonomy places the organism in Eukaryota, Metazoa, Chordata, Mammalia, Dasyuromorphia, Dasyuridae.
UGGGCAGGGAGGGCUUUGGGCUGCCAUCUUCUCUGUCCCUGUGGUCGAAGGAUGGUACUGGUGAUGCCAGCUGACGGAUCACAUCGUGUGAUCGCACGAGUACUCGAUGCCAUGCCUGGUGCACAGUAGGUGCCAUAGAAAUGCUCCUUCCCUUCCCCGUCAGCAGCCGGCCCCAAUCUUCCAUAUAUGGCGUGGAGCACCCUUCCUCUUCCCCCCCGAGCAGGUCAGCUUGGUAUUAGGCAAGCUUUCGUUCAAUGGGCAAGGUGCCAACCAAGAUAGUGAUGUGCCCGAACAGUGGAUCUCGGGAAGGGGGGUCGCAUUAAAAAUAAAUACAGAAAAGCCUGGUGCGGGCUGGCAGGAUUUUAAGGCCCGCCUUAGGAAUUUACAUCUUUGCCUCUGGAGCAGGGAGCCACAAGGUCAGGCCAGCAGGGAGGGCCGGAAAAAGGCCAGGGGGAGGCAGGGGGACCCAUGAAAAGGCUGUGGGGGUAAGGGUCCUGAGUGAAAAGUGUUAGUGGGAGUGAAAUCGAAGUGCUGGCUAUGUGGACAUGGGGAGAAGGUCCAGAUCCGCCUGGUACCUGCCUGGUUCCGAGAGGAGGGCCAGAGAAGUCAGUGUGGAGGAGGAGGCAGACACCAGGAACCUUCCUUGGCUUUGGAGAGAUGAGAGUACCUUCGGGGGGCAGACAAAAGCUUUCAGGGCAGAAGCCCCCGAGUUCUAUUUUGCCCACGCUGACCCUGAGGAGAUGUGCAAGUGGGGAGAGACUGCCGGCACGUGAUUGGAAGUAUGGGGCCGGGAGAAGAGUUCUGGCUGGGGGGCUGCAUCUGGGGAGGGCAUCUGCUCGUGGGUUAACAUACCCAGGAAGCAAAUCUUCCUGGGGGGCAAGCCAGGAGAGAAAAGGAUCUGGGACUAGGGCUUUUGGGGAAGGGGGCGGGCAGGAGGUGGAGAGCAAUCAAAAAAAGGAGACUGAGAAGGAAAUCAGAUAGGGAGGAGAGAACAUCGAUGAGUGAGGGCCAGGAGAUAAUUUCCAAAAACUGCCAAAAGAUCACGAGGCCCAAGAAAGAGCAGUUAGGGUAUACGGAUUGUCGAGCAUGGAGAGCCAGCGUCAAGCCUUCGGGAUGCCACGCACUCUUAAAAAUAACUGGGGCUGUGCCAAGGACAGGCUUUGAUAUGGGCUCUGUUGAUACUUCCUUUCUUAGAUCUGAAAAUGUCUCGGUAUUCUUGUAGACUUGUUUUGACUUGUUGGACCCCCUGAAAAGGGGCUCUGGGACCUCAAGGAACUAGAGAACUAGUGAUGGCUAGCAGUUGGACUGGCAAGCAGAUGGCAGGGGCUAAGGAUCGGAAGGGAAUGGAAGCAGCAACUGUUUGGUGGGGAUUUUGUGAUUACUUUGUGUUUUUUUCCAGUUAACAAGUCUUUAUUUUCUCUCCCCUCCUCCCCCACACGGGAAAAGAAAACUCCAAACAAAAAGCAUGGAAUGGUUCUGACACUGGCCACAGGUUCUGUAGCUUCAGGUCUUGGCACCUGCCUCCCUACUGCAGCUUCUUCUCCGAGAUCAAAGGGGUGAUUAGAAAGCUCAGUAAAGUAGGACAGGAAAGCCUCCAUUGGGGUGAGGGCUGAGUCUAGAUCUCAAGGGAGGUGCUUGAGCAGAAAGGAUGUCUGGAGGAGCUGCUGAAGGGAGUUGGGAUCGGGGAACGGGCAGUUUGGGGCACCGGGCCAAGGCGUGCCAUCGCUUAGCCACCAAGCGUUUCUUGAGGAUUGGCCGAAAUCACGUGCCCCCUACGUGUCUGCCCUUACUGCCUUUUCCCCAGAGGCUUUCCACAUGCCAGGCAGUGUGCAGUAUGUUGGAUCUGUCUGUCCCUAUUCUGACCGGCAGCCAUGCUGGGAAUCAGAAGUAAUAUUAGGGGUCCAACUAGACCAGCAGUGAACUCCCUAGAGACACCGAAUGGGGAAAGAGCCUUGAAGUCAGGAGUCUCCGGUUUCCAGUGCUCUGGUUCUCAUCUGCUGGCGACCAGAUAUUAGGGACCUGGGGCCUGACCAUCACGCCCUUCCAUUACCUCUCCUUACAGUAUGCCAAGUGUACCCAAUUCUCAACUGGAUGGAUGGAGGGCUCGGGGGAGCCCCCUACACGGCCACAGGUUGGGCCUACGGGAAGGCGGGGCUGUACCCAGCCUCUGCCCUGGCCCCGGCUGUUCGAGAGGCCUCUCCACAGCCAGCUCCUGAGGGCCCUGAUGUGAAAGGGAGCCCAAGGGGCUUCCUGGAGACCUUGAAGACAGAGCGAAUGAGUCCAGACCUGCUCACCCUGGGUGUCCCAGCGGCCGUGGGGCCCCCCCACUAUGUGGCAGCCAGUCCUCCUGACUUCACCACCGCUGCCUUCUUCUCACCUGCCGGAAGCCCCCUCUCAGUGGCAGGUGGAGGUAACGCCUACUCUCCGAAGCUACGUGGGGCGCUUCCCCUGUCUCCCUGUGCAGAGGCCAGAGAGUGCGUGAACUGUGGAGCGACGGCUACCCCGUUGUGGCGUCGAGACGGUACCGGGCACUACCUGUGCAACGCUUGUGGCCUGUACCACAAGAUGAAUGGACAGAACCGUCCCCUCAUAAGGCCCAAGAAGCGCCUGAUUGUCAGUAAGCGAGCAGGUACCCAGUGCACCAACUGCCAGACGACGACGACGACCCUGUGGCGGCGCAAUGCCAGCGGGGAGCCCGUGUGUAACGCUUGUGGUCUCUACUACAAGCUGCACAACGUGAACCGGCCACUGACCAUGCGCAAAGAUGGCAUCCAGACCCGGAACCGCAAGGUGUCGGGCAAAGCCAAGAAGAAGGCCCGGGUGGGCCAGGCCCUGAUGGCCGCCGGGCAGGGGACAGCAGCAGCAGCUGCAGUGGCGGCGGCCGGCCCAGGGGACCUGGCCACUGAACCGCUCUACCCGAGCCUCGGGCCCGUGGUGCUCUCAGGCCACAUGGCCUCAGUAGGGCACCUGGUCCCCUUUCCCGGGUCUGCGGCCCCCCUGCUCGGGGGCACGGGCGCCCCCUUUUCUGGGGCCGCGGGGGUGGUCUCGGCCCUGGGCUCUUGAAGAAGGCGAAGGUGGCAGGCGCGCCCCGCCCUUGGCUUUGGCCUAGGCCGAGUCUGCUGCGGUAGACUACGCUAGGCCCCGCCCCUCCGGCCCUAAGCCCUUUCUGAUUGGGCCUGCUCGCUCCCUAUCCUGUGGCUUGACGACAAUAAACUUGUUGCUCCCCCA